AUGGAUGCCGAGCGGGACGAGGUGCGCGCCUUGAAGGCGGAGAUCGCUGCGCUGCAGCGGGCUUGUGAUGUGCUGCCGGCGCCCUGGGAAAACACGUCCCGAAUUGGAAAAUCAUUUCAGGAAAUACACAAAUCAGAUGCUGAGGGAUGGGACUCUUCAAAAGACCUGAGAAGUCAGCUUGGACAUUUAAAAUCAGAACUGUCUUUUCUAAGUGUGCUUACUGGCUUCAAUAUAAGAAAUUACUCCAUGAAGACGGAGGACCUAACGAGCUCUGAGAUGGUAGGAAAGGAUAUAAAGAAAGUUCUACAGAGACACAGAUUAUCAGGAAAUUGCCACAUGAUUACAUUUCAACUUGAAUUUCAGAUUCUGGAAAUUCAGACUAAGGAGAAUUUAUCUUCUGUUAUUACUGACCUCAACAUAAUAAUGGAGCCCACAGAACAUUCAGAAUUAAGUGAAUUCGUGUCUAGGUAGAGCAGAGAAAGAAGAGAUUUGCUUAUGUUUUUCCAAAGCCUACAUUUUUUUGUGGAGUGGUAUGAAUAUCGGAAGCACACAUUUAAAUAUUUCAAGUUCAGUGCCAUGGAUGUCAAUAGCAAGAGUGGGUACCGCUGCAUCUGA
Castor canadensis (American beaver) is the source of this 615-nucleotide messenger RNA. The record is from RefSeq and is a predicted model, not a curated record. Lineage: Eukaryota; Metazoa; Chordata; Mammalia; Rodentia; Castoridae.